AUGAAUAAAUAUUAAGGUUGUAGGAAAUGUGUGAACCGGUACAAAACGGCUUCAAACUUGCUCGACCCGUCCGUAAUGUCAUGGUUGAGGGUGUGGGCAGUAGGCAUUUCUGUCGGCCUCAGUAAGACGUUAUCUAGUCGAAGGUUACUUUCUGUUUUCAGUACUCUGGUUAAAAUAAAAAGUUUUUCCGGAUUUACUAUGGCGUUAAGAGGGGUUCAAGUACUGGAGAUACCUGGAUUAGCUCCUGGCCCAGUGUGUGGAAUGAUCUUAUCAAAUUUUGGGGCAAAAGUAAUUCGUGUUGACAAGUUACCCAGUGAUGCAACUGUGGGGUUCGACAGUGUAGACCAUGGAAAAUUUUCAAUGUCUGUGGAUAUGAAAAAUCCUAGGGGUAUUGAAAUAAUCAAACACCUCACAAAAACUUGCGAUAUAUUUCUAGACCCCUAUAGACCAGGUGUUAUGGAAAACUUGGGAUUAGGACCUGCAGAUUUACAGAAAAACAAUCAACGUCUGAUUUACGCAAGGCUGUCUGGUUUUGGACAAACAGGACCACUUGCACAAAAAGCGGGUCAUGAUAUCAACUUUUUAUCUAUCUCAGGAACUCUUUCGAAUCUCCAAUGGGAAGGCAAACCUCCAAAUCCUCCAUUAAACAUUUUAGGGGAUUUCGGAGGUGGUGCGUUUACUUGUGCUUUGGGAAUAAUACUAGCACUUUAUGAAAGGCAUACUUCAGGAAAAGGGCAAAUUGUUGAUUGUAGUAUGACAAGGGGUGCUGCUUACUUGUCAAGUUGGAUCUUUCGAACUCAAAAUACAUACUUGUGGUCAGAGCCUACAGGGAAGAAUUUUUUGGAUGGAGGAUGUUAUUUUUAUAAUAUCUACAAAACUAAAGAUGGGAAGUGGAUGGCUGUCGGAUCACUUGAAGAAAAGUUUUACUUACAAUUAUUAGAAGGUUUAAAUAUUUCUGUAGAUGAUUUACCUUAUUUAUCAGACAAUGAGAUAGGCAAAGAAAUGUUGACCAAACGUUUUUUAGAAGAAACCCAGGAUUAUUGGAUUAAAGUUUUUUCAAAUCUUGAUGCUUGCGUUACUCCAGUCCUGACACAAGAGGAAGCCGCUUCUUACGAACAUAACAAAUCACAAAAUUCCUUCCAGAGAUCAGCAGAUGGCUGCCUGAUCCCGCACCCUGAGCCAAAUCUAAGUCGGACUCCUGGCAAUUCAGGAUGUUAUUUACACCCACCAAAAUGUGGAGAGCAUACAUAUACUAUAUUAAAAGAAAGUGGAUUCAAUAAAGAUGAAAUAAAACAAUUGCAGAGUGAGAAAAUUAUUUAUAUCGAAGAGAAAGGUCAAGCCAAAUUGUGAUUUAUUUAUCUACUAUCUAUCUAUCUACUACUAACUAGUUAUAAUUAUUUAUAAAUUAUAUGCUUAUAAUGUAAACAGUAAAAUAUUUAUAAUCUAUAUAAAUUGGGAGUUGGGAACUGUUUAAUAUUUUUUUUAUAAAAAGUACAAAUAUAAAAAGGGCAAAACUAUUAUUCUUAAAAAGUCAUUAUUUAUCUAGCGAAAUUAAAGUCAAUUUAAAUGCUUGGGAUAUUGGUGUCUGCCAAUUUAAUAUUGCGAAGGUCAACUAAUUGUAAAUUAUUACACAGUACAUAAUUCUAAUUAUUUAUUAUGUUGGCCUAUAAUAAUUUAAUUAAUGUGAUAAAUUACUAGAAAAAUAAUUUCAAUUCAGAAAAAUGUAAAACCUAAUAUUUUUGUGUGUUGUUCAUGAACUGAAAAUGAAAUCUAUGAUUUCAUAUUGUCUUUCAUUUGUAAUACAUCAAUAAAUUAAAAAUAGAUGUU
Messenger RNA from Cimex lectularius (bed bug), 1827 nucleotides. RefSeq names its product alpha-methylacyl-CoA racemase (gene Amacr). The record is from RefSeq and is a predicted model, not a curated record. Lineage: Eukaryota; Metazoa; Arthropoda; Insecta; Hemiptera; Cimicidae. Gene Ontology annotation, biological process: bile acid metabolic process. Gene Ontology annotation, cellular component: mitochondrion. Bases 76 to 1350 code for a protein of 424 amino acids. Gene Ontology annotation, molecular function: alpha-methylacyl-CoA racemase activity. The transcript has 7 exons.